Messenger RNA from Echinops telfairi (small Madagascar hedgehog), 2539 nucleotides. It is a transcript of the gene FAM168B, whose product is annotated as family with sequence similarity 168 member B. The record is from RefSeq and is a predicted model, not a curated record. Lineage: Eukaryota; Metazoa; Chordata; Mammalia; Afrosoricida; Tenrecidae. The annotation marks the transcript as partial. The transcript is spliced from 4 exons.
CGUGUCAGCUCCUGGUUCCUCCGGCCCAGGCCUGGAGCACUGUCCCCUCCUCUCUGCACACACAGCCCUUUCCCUGAGCCCAGCAUAGGUUAUGAAUGUGUCUUUGAGCUAAAGCCAUUGGGCUUUUUAAUUUCAGGUUACACUCCUGGCACACCUUACAAAGUGUCCUGUUCACCCACCAGUGGAACGGUGCCACCCUACUCCUCCUCCCCGAAUCCUUACCAGACUGCUGUGUACCCUGUGCGAAGUGCCUACCCUCAGCAGAGCCCGUAUGCACAGCAAGGCACGUACUACACACAGCCCCUGUAUGCAGCGCCCCCCCACGUCAUCCACCACACCACAGUGGUGCAGCCCAAUGGUAUGCCGGCAACAGUGUACCCUGCGCCGAUCCCCGCUCCCAGAGGCAAUGGGAUGACCAUGGGUAUGGUGGCUGGGACCACGAUGGCCAUGUCAGCAGGUACCCUGCUGACUGCUCACUCCCCAACUCCUGUUGCCCCCCACCCAGUCACUGUGCCAACUUACCGGGCUCCAGGAACACCCACGUACAGCUACGUGCCCCCUCAGUGGUGAUCACCCUGCAGAUGUUUGAGGAUGGAGCUGUGCAGUCACUUCAUUGAGGUUUCACAGCGGUGCUGCAGGCCUUGUGCCUCCAACCAGGACUCUCUUCCUAAUGCUCUCAACACUUAGCUAAGCACUACAACCUUCUGGCCAGCAGGUCCCAGCACUGGUAGUCUUCAACUAACUGUGGGUUGGUUUUAAAGCAAAUCCUGUUUUGUGGACUGUGUGGCGAUUUUUUAGCUAACUAUAGUGAUAAAAAGGGAGUAUUAAUCUAUUCUGAACCAUAUCUAGUUGAAUGCAUGUUUUAAAAAAACACACAAAAACAAAGCUUGCUCAAUCUACCUGCAGUGACUGAUACAAAACCAUCAUAUGCAAAAUCCAAGGGAAUGGACAAGUAUUUUACAGCUUGUAUCACUAAUGCACUGUUGUAAUGUAUUCAAAGUCUUAUAAGUGUAAAAGUGAAUUUUUCCAUAGACUAUCUAAAAUACCCGAGGUGGCUCUUCACCUUUUGGGUUGAUGUGGGUUACCAUUUAGGAACAUGGGCUUUAGUUUUCAACGGUCUUUUUCUUUCACACUGACAACACUUGGCAGAGGAAAUCAUGGGAUGGGGAGAAUUGGAGAGGCUGCAGCUUCCUGGAGUGUGGCAUGCCAGGUUUACGGGCCCCCUUCCUUUCCAUAUAGGCUUGGUGAGGUCUGUAUGAUAUGGGCGUUUUUUAAAGAUCAUCACCGAGUACUGUUGCCUGGCCAGUACAUUUAGGGGCAGAGUGCUGAUUUAUGUAUCAGCAAAGUAACUUUAUCUGCUAUCUAAUUUUUAAUUACAACUCUCUUAGAAAUAAGAGGUGAUGUUUCCCGUACCUGUAGUGGAGCUGUCCGGCAUAGAACUAAAUUAUUGUCCUGCCUGGGGAGAUGUGUGCAAAAGGAAUGGUCCCUGUUGGUAAGAGGCCUUGACCUCGGAACUUUAUUUAGCUUAGAAAAUAAUUCUAUUUUUCUGCCCCUGAGAAAUGUUAAGUCAGCUGAAGAACAUGUAUAGUUGUUCUCAUCCCUCUGGCCCCCCAACACACACAAAGAAGGGCAAAGAGUAUGUGUUAUAAAGAAAGCUGAAUAUUUAAGAAUUACUAAAAGGGAACAAAACUAUUUAAAAGUUACAGCCAUGGUUAAAACGUAGUGAGUGGCCCCCGAGGCUGGCUGCAGGGGAUCUGAGGGCAAAGGGUGGUAUCUGGUCUGUGCGUUGCACCCACUAUCUCUUGCAACUGAAGGCAUUUAGCAUGGAACCAGCAUGGACUGCAGGAAGAGCCAGCCAGCAUCGGAAUGCGUUUAUGCUGACCAUAAUCAUCAAGAAAGGAUUUUGAUCUUAAAGUCAGAGUAUUGCACAUAAGACGUCAAGAGGGUUGUGUGUCUCUCCCCACACACACACACACACACAACACACUUAAAUAUGCUCAUCUUAAAAUGAUGGUGGUGCGUUUCGGUAGUCACAGAUGUAAGCAGCGGGCGGGUGGACAUUGUGCUCUCUCAAUUGUCCUUUCAACUGCAGGGCUGGGACCCUCUUUACAUCCGAUGGUUGUUCUGAGUGCCACAUUUCGGGGAGGGGUUCUGUUUCCAUGCCUCUAGAAGCAAGGCCAGGGGAUCCGAUGCUGGUUGGGAGGCUCCCCCUUAGAUGGUUGGCAGGAUAUCUGCCCCCUGAGACUUUGGUCCCUCCGUUUUAUAGUAAGUAAUUAUCAUGAUGCUUUUUAAAUGAGAAGCUUAGAAAUAUUUUUGCCAUGAUCACCGUAAACAAAAUUCUUUAUUCCUAAUGUCUGUUUACUGAUAAAUACUUUUAACUUGUUUUAUGAGCACUUAACCCACGUGUGUGUGUGCCUGACAUUUGCCCCAAGUACACAGCUUGAAUCUGUUCAUUUAAAAAAAUCAUUGUCGAUAAUUCGAUGUGUAUAGUUCAUGGGUUUACAAUAAAAGGUUCCAAGGACUCUGGGGGCCAACAUGA